GUGUUCGGCUCGAUGAAUUAGAUGCGAAGAUCAGUGAAAAAAUCCGAAUUAGAAAGCUGCAUAUCUUCCGAUGGAAGUACCCGAGGUUGCCAGCCAAUAGCAUGAAACGGUGGCGUGACCAAUCGUACGUUGGCGGCCGAAUCAAUUCAUCACGCACGGAAUUGCUGGUGCGCGUGGUCGCCACGAGUGUUCGGCUCAUUUGUUCGGAACGGUAACGUGCGAUGUACAAAAUAGUUUCUUUUCGAAUCUACGACAUGCGCAGAGGCUAUCGAACCGAUGUCCGUGUAAUCAAACGAUCCUGUCCGGCGAUUGUUCUAGAAUUUUGAAACGAUCUUGAUUUCGCGCUGGACAACAUCCGGCGAGCGGUCGAUGCGGAAAUCGCACGACGAACCGUUGCCAUGUGUUUCAGAAAGAGCCGUAUUCCGUUCGGCGGCCAAGAUGCUCGAAUCGUGUUCCCAAUGCAAAUAAUUUUUUUGUUCGCCGAAUGAAGAUGUUGUUGGAUCUCCGUGUUGAACCGAAAACAAAUAGACGAGAAGAAGAAAUCCGCUACUCAUUCGAUCAAAUAGACGAGCGUAACCGUAACGACGAUCCUCUAUCUUCCGUAUCUAGACGGGUUUCGACCGGCCUGUUCUAUCCGUACCGUAACAAUCGCGACGGCGUCUCUUGCCCGGGUGUUGAUCGCUUACCGUAAACACGUUAAUUCACCUGCUAACACGGCCGACCGGCACGAAUCUUUCGAUACCUCAAUUUCCGAAACCACGCACGGCAAUUCGUCUUUUUGAUUUUCUCUUUCUUUGCUACACUAAACCGUAUCCAAACUGUGUUUUUCUGCUUAUCUGCUUUCUGUUGUUUUUAAAUAUGAAUGAUUUAUCUCCUUCGAUAUCAUUUUGUCAUUCUCCUUUAUCUCAUUUCGAUUCCAUUUGUCUCCUAUUUAAUACCCAACUUCAUAGACUAAAGAAUCUUCACAUUCUCUCGGUUGUAAGUUGUGACUUCAAACCUUUUCGCAAAUCCGAACGAAACAAUGUCGCGUCGCUCCGGAUCUCGCUCUCGUUCCCCCGCUCGGGACAGAAAGGUACUUUUUACUUCUUUAGUUUAUUCUUGAUUUGAUGCAUCUCUAAAGAAUCUUGUCCUAACAAAAUCCAACAAUUUUUCUACUCACAACAUGAUAUUUUCCGAUUCCUAUCGUAGAUAGACCACCGCAUCAUCAGCAUCUAAUAGAGACUUCCUCCAAGAAGAACUCCAUCGAAAACAUUAAAUGCAAUUCCGCGAAAACUCAACAUCAGCCCGCUGGCUACCGUGGACACCCAAGCAACAGCGAGGAGAUGUCCCGAACUCUCUUCGUGGCCAACAUCAGUGACGAAGCUGACGAACACGAUGUCCAGAAGCUCUUCACCGGAUUCGGAUUCGAUUUGACUGAGGUACUCGAUUUUGAUGAACAUGGGACUUUUUGCUGGAUUAGAAGGUCGUUGGGGAGAUUUUAGAUCAUGAUUGAAGGUAGAUUGGGAGAAGAUACGAAUGAUUUUGAGAUCGAGGAACAGUUGUUUUCCUACUGUCUCGAUCUAGAUAAGAGCACUAUGCUCACUUCCCGUUUGUGACAUCAAAAUCGAAUUCAAUGACAACGAACCUUGCAACAACCACACUUCACCUCAACCACACUUCACCUGAACCACACUUCACCUGAACCACACUUCACCUCAACCACACUUCACCUAAACCACACUUCACCUAAACCACACUUCACCUCAACCACACUUCACCUCAACCACACUUCACCUCAACCACACUUCACCUGAACCUCACAACCCUGACUCCCAGGUCUCCCUUCCCCGUCACGCGUCUGACCGAAACCAUCGCGGAUAUGGGUUCGUCCAUUUGGCUGACGCUAGAGACGUAAACGAUGCGGUUUCCAAGGCUAACCAACAUGACUUCUUCGGUCGCCCGCUCAAGGUCGAAGUCAAGAACGUACUUCUUGAUUCUUUUGUUGGUUUUUAGACUUUGAUGUAAAUGAAUGAAUGAAAAAUGUAAAUAUAUUUUUCUUUCUUGUUCUUUUGUACUAAUACUAGUAAUAGUUUUAGUACAACUACUGCACUUCUUUGAUUUUUACAUAUUUUUUAGCGUAGGGAUUUCGACUUACUAGUGGUUGUAGGACGAGCUGUGAUCUAUUCGUUGGUAAUUUUACAGCGAAGUGUUACACGGAGAUUUAUCUAGGGACCAUGUAUCGACCAUGCAUCCUUUAUUCCAAGAAAUGGGAUCGUAGACAAUACUGAAAAUUUCGGAUUUCCAGUGUCCAUCUCUGUAACCCUUAAGCCUUCUGCUACUCAACAUCAUCUGACUAUGGAUGUCGAUGUAGAUAAUGGAUCGAGAUUGUAGUUAAACAGGGUCUAUUCCAUUCAUGUAGAAUUUCCCAAUGACUCAUUUCCAUCUAAAUCUUCUACAGCCGCGCCCGGGACCCCCGCGCAGCAAGGGUGGCGGCAAGGGCCGACGUGACAGCCGUGGUCGUGGACGUGGUGACUCUCGAGGCCGUGGACGCGGAGGUGGUCGCCGCGACUCUCGCCGUCGUGAUUCUCGUCGCCGACGCUAAGCAGUUGACGUGGCUUAUACUUCAGGAUAAAGAUAGAGGAGUUGUCAUCAGAGGAGUUGUCAUCUCCACCGGUGCGCGUCUUCUUCUUAGGACUGGUCUAACAGGCACAGUACUUCUUCGCUAGUUGGGGCACACUGCCAUGAUUGGUGUUGGAAGAAGAGGAACGUUGGAGAUGGCAGAACAAUAACGAGGAAGACAUUUCAUUGAAGAAACCUAUUGCGAUGGGGGUGGGUUUUUCGCAUCUGCAUUAUUACUUUGAAAAAAUGAAGAUUUUAGAUUUAGAACAUAGAUGAACACAUAUCAACGCCUUAUGAUGUACACACAAUGAUGGUUUGAUAACGAAUCUCCUCCUCGCCGCAUGUCACAUCAUACAACUUUCAUUUUCUAUUGGAAGAUAUAAGAAUGACCCGCAGCUCGUUGGAAUCGGAAAAAAGAGGAGAUCGACUUACAUGAUGUAUACACUUCUACUGAUGUUGUUGAUGUGAGAUAGACCAAUUCUUUCUAGAAAACUUUUAGCCGAAAUUGAUGAUUAAGAUUAUGAUUCUUCCUGUGCCGCAGGAGAUCCAGAAUCUAGCAUGCAGUACUACCUGACUUUGAUCAAGAUUGAAAGAUCAAGAAAGAGCUGCGGCUUCGAGUAUGAUGUAGAAAAAGCUCGCCGUGAUAGAUCUUGAGCUCAGCAAGAGCCGGAUUCAGCGCCGGGAUGCGAUUAUUGCGACUCCGUAGGACCGUGUCGAGGCUCCCGCUAAUGUUUUUACUUGAAGUGGAAAGACCAAAGAGGAGAGCACUAUAUAGUCCGUAUUGAGUGGCAGGACCAAUGGUAGAGCAAAAA
Messenger RNA from Amoebophrya sp. A25, 3410 nucleotides. NCBI's taxonomy places the organism in Eukaryota, Dinophyceae, Syndiniales, Amoebophryaceae. The record is from the annotation of a GenBank genome assembly.